This is a messenger RNA of Styela clava, 2302 nucleotides long. RefSeq lists its product as uncharacterized. Lineage: Eukaryota; Metazoa; Chordata; Ascidiacea; Stolidobranchia; Styelidae. The record is from RefSeq and is a predicted model, not a curated record.
UUAUAAUCUUAAAUAGUGGCCCAGCACAGGUUUACGUUGUGGGUAGUUUAGAUGUGUAGUGCAUCCAAAGAAAGAACAAUAGUUGUCACCUGCAAUACAAGUUAUUUAGCUGAAAUAAUGUAAAUCUCCGUUCGGUACAGUGAUCAGACCUUGCUAGGUUUAGCAAAAACUUGUUCGAGUGAUUCUUAUCUUUUGGUAUUUAAUUCUAACAAGCGUUUGUGUUAUUACAGUUAGCUAUUUGAAUAUUACUGUAUUAAUAAUAGUCCAAAUGAGCAACACGGAGUAUUAUUUGUCGCCCACCCAACUUAUGUUGAAUAGCACAACAUUUUCUUACAAUGAAACAUGCGUCAGCAGAAAGACAACAUCGUUUCUUGUUUUUACAAUCAUACCAACAGUCCCCCUUUUUGUUAACGUAGUCCUCCUCGUAUCCGUUGCUCUUGACAGCGGCCGUCUCUUACGUCAAAGUCGAGUUUACGCUCAUGUUAGUUCAACAUUGCUUGCUAACGUCAUCUUCUCUGCUCUCGGACUUGUUCAGAUCUUGAGCCUUUAUUUCAAUUUUGAGGGAUAUUAUGACAGUCCAAUACCCGGAUAUCAAGCCGCUGUGAAAGAAGAGCUCGCAACAUGGUGGGCUUUCAGGAAAGCAUUUUUAUACGGUCUGUACAUCGUCAUGUGUGGAAAUAUAGGUCUUUUAAUUGAAGCAAUUCGGUCAAGUACAUGCACAGCACUUCGAAAUGCUGCUGGAGCGAUCCGAUUUCGAUCACCGAACACCGGGAAAAGAUGGCAAAAUAUGUCCUUCGUGAGUUCCCGACAAUGGAGUGGCAGGACUCACGAUACGGCGGUACCUAGCAGUCGAGUGGCUAAACGACGUCGUUCGUAUAUAUCAAUAUCCUUGUUGUGGAUUUUAUCUUUUGGCUACGUUCUGGCUACAGCCGUAGGUUGGAGCUGUGUUGGCCACUGCACUUGUCUCAGUUCAUGUUUUCCUGAAGGUCAAAUUCAGGAUCCGCCCGUUAGAGGAUGCUCGAGAGCAUUCCCACCAAUGGCGAACUCGUGGCUUGCAGUUACAAUUGGAAUUUGGGCAUUUUGUUUGAUGGGAGUGUUUAUUUUAAUCAGAAGGUCAAUCCUGUUAUUGAACAAAGCGAUUCGCAAGCAUCAUCCAGAAGAAUCGGAUGAUGUAUUUUUAGAGAACGAACCCGCGGAAUCUGAGAACAAAAUCACUAAAAGUCCUCAUUCCGUAGACCAAGAGUUGUCUGAGAUCAAGAGUGAAAGAAAAGAAAAAGUUGAUUCAAACGAUAAAAAUAGAACAAAAAUAUAUUACGCCAGGAAGAUUUCAGGAAAUGAAGUUGAUAAAAGCGGCAAAAAAACGAGAGUAAGCACGACAUCGUUUUUUGGAAGCAUUUCGGAUCACAGGUCUUUGCUAUCUCGAAGAAAGCCUUUUCGAUCCAAUCAUAUAAGCAACGCUCUUAAUAAACAGUCAAGCUUAAAGUAUGUUAUAUGGCUGACCGCAUUAUAUGCUUUUUGCACCACGCCUCCCAUGGCCUAUUUGGCAGCAGAUAUGUCGUUUCCGCAUAUGACGAUGAACAUGGUCGUAAUGAACGUGUGUCUCGUAUUUCCCUACAUAUAUUGUUUCAUAUGCCCGAUUGUAUUAGGCAAAUGUCUUCCGGGAGUGAAAGCAUCACUUGUACGAUUGGUAUUCAAAUUAUGCUCUUAUUCAAAAACUGAUAGAACAUCUAUUAGUUCCAUCGGCUAAACGAUCUCAAUCACCACCAAUGUUAUAAAAGCAUGAAACAAACAUGGAAACGACCCUUUGAGGUCAUAUUUAAACAAAUAGAAAACACAUCAACUGACGCAAGAAGUACGCUAUAUGCUAAGACAGAUUUUUCAUGAAAACUUUAUAGUCAAUGUGAAUACAAUAUUUUGAAGAUCCGUAUCUAUGUUUUCAUUUGGGUGUAAAUUUGCCGCGCAGCACAAUUCGGAAGCUGGCAAAGGAACGAAGCAAGAGGAGAAAGUUUUCACAAAAUUAUAAAGUUUUUGGCUACACCCCUAACGUUAGGGAUACAAAUAAAAUUAAUGGGGGUAUUGAUUGUUUGAUUCUUAUAUCACUUAUGUAUAGAAGCGAAGAGAGGACGUGAUCGAGAACCAUAAGAUUUUUUAUGUGAAUAAAUUGCUAGAAAUCGGGAACCCCAUCCAUAACAUACGGUGAACAGACAAGACAUUAUCACAUAUUAUACUACAUAAUAAUUGUAUGUAUAUUUUUAUGCCAAGAACAUUCUAUAUAUAUUUAAAUAUGUUGUAUAGCGCAUUC